CCUCCCGCUGCUCGGCGGCGGCACCGGCCCGGCCGCUCCCCGCGCUGCGCUGCCCGGACCCGCGCCCCGCACCCCGGACCCGCACCCCGCACCCCGACUCGGCUUGGAGCGCGCCUCGCUUCCUCCCAGGCCCGGGCGAGCAGCGCUGGGUUUAUGUCUUUAUUUGACGAAAACGAGCUGUUGCGCAGCCGCCGGGACCUGUGUUGGGGCAGCAGAGCGCACGAGCGAGGAGCCCGCAGCCUCAGUGGCCAAGACUUUUUCAUGUCAGAGACCGAGAACUCUUGCAGUCGUUUAUGUCAUCCCUUCUUCUCCAGACAGAAGAUACCAAAAAGUUGCCAUCAAAGGUCUCUUCACCUUAUUGAUAAAGCCACUAAUAAGCCAAAAUGUCUGUCAACGUCAACCGCAGCGUGUCAGACCAGUUCUAUCGGUACAAGAUGCCCCGUCUGAUCGCCAAGGUCGAGGGCAAAGGGAAUGGAAUCAAGACCGUUAUCGUCAACAUGGUUGACGUUGCCAAGGCGCUGAAUCGGCCUCCAACGUAUCCCACCAAGUACUUCGGCUGUGAGCUGGGAGCGCAGACCCAGUUUGACGUCAAGAAUGACCGCUACAUUGUCAACGGAUCUCACGAGGCGAACAAGCUGCAGGACAUGCUCGAUGGGUUCAUUAAAAAGUUUGUUCUCUGCCCCGAGUGUGAGAAUCCUGAAACAGACCUGCAUGUCAAUCCGAAGAAGCAAACGAUAGGUAAUUCCUGUAAAGCCUGUGGCUACCGAGGCAUGCUUGACACCCAUCACAAACUCUGCACAUUCAUCCUCAAGAACCCGCCCGAGAACAGUGACAGUGGUACAGGAAAGAAAGAAAAAGAAAAGAAGAAUAGGAAGGGCAAAGACAAGGAAAAUGGGUCCGUGUCCAGCAGUGAAACGCCGCCGCCGCCGCCGCCGCCGCCAAAUGAGAUGAGCCCUCCUCCACAUGCCGUGGAGGACGACGAUGACGACGACUGGGGGGAGGACACGACCGAGGAGGCGCAGAGGCGCAGGAUGGACGAGAUCAGUGACCACGCCAAAGUCCUGACCCUCAGCGACGACCUGGACAGAACUGUGGAGGAGCGUGUCAACAUCCUGUUUGAUUUUGUCAAGAAGAAGAAGGAAGAGGGUAUUAUUGACUCAUCUGACAAGGAGAUUGUUGCUGAGGCAGAAAGGCUGGACGUGAAGGCUAUGGGGCCUCUUGUCCUGACUGAAGUUCUUUUUAAUGAGAAGAUUAGAGAACAAAUUAAGAAAUACAGGCGCCAUUUCUUAAGAUUUUGUCACAACAACAAGAAGGCCCAGCGGUACCUUCUUCACGGCUUGGAGUGUGUGGUGGCCAUGCACCAAGCGCAGCUCGUCCCCAAGAUCCCGCACAUCCUCAAGGAGAUGUACGACGCGGACCUUCUAGAAGAGGAGGUCGUCAUCAGCUGGGCGGAGAAGGCUUCUAAGAAAUACGUCUCAAAGGAGCUUGCCAAAGAGAUUCGUGUCAAAGCAGAACCCUUCAUCAAGUGGCUGAAGGAGGCGGAGGAAGAAUCUUCCGGUGGUGAGGAUGAGGAUGAGGAUGAGAACAUUGAAGUGGUGUAUUCCAAGACUGCCAGCGUUCCGAAAGUUGAAACUGUGAAAUCUGACAGCAAGGAUGACGACAUUGACAUCGAUGCCAUCUAAAGGAGUGGAUGCAGCCCAGUUAGCAGUGUAAUGCUGCCAGAAGUGCAACAUGUAUGUGCAAAGGCUAAAGCAGCUCAACAUCAUGCGACACUUGAUACUGUGAGUGGUCCGGACACCUAGGGAGCCCACACACGCCAGUGAGCAGGUGUAGUUUGCUUACUAACAGCAUGUUAUUUUUAAAAACUAGUGAUGGACACAUUUGGAUCACAUUUAUACAGUUAAAAAUAAAGAUUUGAUUUUGGUCAUUCUUAA
Molecule: messenger RNA, 1934 nt
Organism: Ochotona curzoniae (black-lipped pika)
Lineage: Eukaryota; Metazoa; Chordata; Mammalia; Lagomorpha; Ochotonidae
Gene: EIF5
Product: eukaryotic translation initiation factor 5
Exons: 11
Coding region: 384-1682 (432 amino acids)
Biological process (GO): translational initiation; formation of translation preinitiation complex; formation of cytoplasmic translation initiation complex
Cellular component (GO): cytosol
Molecular function (GO): translation initiation factor activity; eukaryotic initiation factor eIF2 binding; GDP-dissociation inhibitor activity
Source: RefSeq, a predicted model, not a curated record